AUGGCGUCAUCAAAAGCAGACAUCAAGGAACCGGCAACCCCCUCUGGGCCGCCAUACCUCCCCCCGUAUGCCCCGGUCGGCGGAAUACCCGCCUUCAAUCACGACCUCGCUCCCUGCAUUCUAUUCUUGGUACUUUUCGUCUUCGCUGCCGCUGCACACGCGGGCGUUUUCGGACGCAACAAAAGCCGGGGCCGCAAAUUCGUCUUUUCCAUGGCACUCUUUGGCUUCUGCAUGGCCCGGAUUACGGCAAUCUCAAUGCGUUUAAUCUGGGCAUCAAACCCGGAUAACCCUCGCAUUGCAAUUGCUGCCAAUGUUUUCAUCCUUCUUGGCGGCGUGAUCGUCAUCAUUGUGAACCUCUUCUUUUCCCAACGCCUCCUCCGUGCGGUUCAACCACAGCUUGGUUGGAGACCACUCAUGAACAAGAUCUUUCUGGGCCUCCUCAUAAGCAUCGCCUCUGUCCUGGUUAUCAUCAUCGCAACAACAGUCCAUUUCUUCUUCACCCUCGACGCCAAAACUCGCCACAUCGAGCGUGUCUUGCUGCUCGCCUGCAGCACUUGGCUAACCACCUUGGCUUUCCUUCCUUCUGUUGCCGUUGGAUACAUCCUAUGGUUGCUUUACACACCCAGCUUCGAUGUCAAUGGGAUGGACAACUUCGGAGAGGGAUCAAUACCACGCAAGAUUAUGGUGUUGGCGUUCGGUUCGUGCCUGACUACCCUUGGUGCAGGCUUCAGACUUGGUGCAAACUUUGAUGCACGUGAGAUCGGCCACGCGACUUGGUACCACAGCCGCGCCGCCUUCUACUGCUUCAACUUUACCAUUGAACUCCUCAUCGUCGUUGGCUACGCGGCUUUCCGAAUUGACAAGCUCUUCAUCGUACCGGACGGGGCUGAGAAAGGACGCCGCUAUGGUGGGAUAAACGUAGAAGUGCCAGCAAACGAAGGAAGACAAGUGGAUGAAGAGAGAGCAGAACUCCGAGCCGGGGAUAGGCCUGAACCCCCCGCCGAGGAGGGUAGGGAAAUGGAUAACAUGGAUCCCAAACUUGUUGGCCGGCGUCUUGCAACGGUCCCGGUGGUGGAACACUCAGACGAGACAGCUGUACCAUCAUCCAGUACUUCUGGUGGUACUAAGCCACCCGGGCAAUCUUUUUCUCCUGCGAGUUCACGACCUCUCUUCCCGCCACCCUACACUACGGCACCUGAGACGUCCACGUCUGAGGGCGGGGCGGUUGACAAUACGGGCAGCACUGCGCAACCAGCCAAUGGGCAAGGUGGGUCGGAAGAGUGUCGCGUGCGCUUCGAAGGGCGGAAGGAAAAACCCGGCGGCCUAAUAGAAGGGGAUGAAGAGGGUGCAGGUGGCUCUUCGGGCGAGCCGAGUAUCAGGCCAGUCACGAAGAUUGAGGAGGAGGUGGUGGUGGAUAUUCCGCUUAGGAUAACCUUUGAUGGUUUGAUGGAGGAUGGGGCAUUUUUGGGGGGUGGCUCGGCGCAGACACAGGGACCGCCACUGGAACCCUCACAGGAACCGCCACAGGAGGAAUAA
Messenger RNA from Sordaria macrospora k-hell, 1536 nucleotides. Lineage: Eukaryota; Fungi; Ascomycota; Sordariomycetes; Sordariales; Sordariaceae. The record is from RefSeq and is a predicted model, not a curated record.